This is a messenger RNA of Hyalella azteca, 934 nucleotides long. RefSeq lists its product as uncharacterized. The record is from RefSeq and is a predicted model, not a curated record. The transcript has 3 exons. NCBI's taxonomy places the organism in Eukaryota, Metazoa, Arthropoda, Malacostraca, Amphipoda, Hyalellidae. Bases 272 to 934 code for a protein of 220 amino acids.
UGUUUGAAGCAUGGCAUGAGGAGCAAUGCUAGUGCAAUAUAUUGUGUCAACGAUAUUUCUCCAUUUUCGCUUCAUAAAUGACUUUAAAUCGAGCUAAAUGUGAUUAUAUUGUGUUUAUUUUACUUCUAAUGAAUUUCAAUCGAGCGGUUUGUUGUAGAGGUUACAUGAAAAAAAAGUGAAGCCAUGCUUUUACUGUGAUGCUGUAGAUUCUAUAUAAAGCAUUCUAUCAAAGUGACCCAUUGUAAAAAGUGAAAUUUUUAGAAAAUUCAUAAUGGAGUAUGAUUCUAUACCAAUUCCCCGAUCUACGCCCGAGACCACAACUCCAGACGACUACAGCAUGGACCACGCCAGUGCCCCCGUGGUGACGGUGGCAGUAGGUUGUGAUGUUGUGCUCGUCACUACGUCGUCUGUGGUGACGGCCUCGUCUCGUCCCGAGGUUAUCAACUCGAUUCAACCCUCCAGCGUCAGCAGAUCUCCCAGCCCUGACAACCCUCACGCCGGUCCAGCAUUUCCCUCGCAACCGACCUCACCAGCUGGAGAUGUCAGACCGAGGGUAUCUUGUGCGCAAUCCUUCAAUAUAGGACCUGUGAGGUACCCUCUCAAGCACCACUCCCCGCCGUACCUGCGACACGCUCCGUUACCAUCUAAUGAGACCAGAACCAUCAUCUGUGAACCUCCCUUCAGCAGACACGCUCCGUUACCGUCUAAUGAGACCAGAACCAUCACUUGUGAACCUCCCUUCAGCAGACACGCUCCGUUACCGUCUAAUGAGACCAGAACCAUCACUUGUGAACCUCCCUUCAGCAGACACGCUCCGUUACCGUCUAAUGAGACCAGAACCAUCACUUGUGAACCUCCCUUCAGCAGACACGCUCCGUUACCGUCUAAUGAGACCAGAACCAUCACUUGUGAACCUCCCUUCAGCNUCGACUGA